UUGUUUGGGGCAUUUUAGGUAAUAAACUAAAACCGCAUUAACAAUUGUUAUUAUAUUUUAUAGUAAUACUUUAUUCUCCUUAUUCUUCUUUCAGUUGCAGGCAGCAAUAAGAGGAUUUUGAUUUUGUAAUAACAAAAAGUGUAUAAUUUGCGUUGAUCGCAACCACACACUGCAGUGAACAACUAUGUUCAAGGAAGAACUGAAUAGUUAAAUAAAAUAAAACAAAACAAAAAUGUGUAAAUACAAUAUAUAGCAACAACAAAAAAUUUAUAAAAUAAAUUCGAAACCGCCGAAACAAAAAGUUAACAGGGUAACCAACCAAAAACUAUUACCUAAUUAAUACCAAACAACAACAAAUAGAGCUACAAACACACCAAAAAGUACCACAAACGAACAAGUUGUUGUUCACUAAUCAACAAUAACCACUAUUAUUACUAGAACAACUGUUUAAUCAAGUGCUAUUCAACUAAACGCCGUUUCGGUCAACCAAAGAAUGCAACCCACGACCUGGUAGCAAGCCAAGCCAAACCAAAUACUUAAUCAACCAGCGAACUGACUAAUUAACCAACCAUCCAACUAACCAAUAAACAAUAAAAAGCAUGAAACAAAACUAAACAGUCGAAUUGAUUUUAACAGAAUUAUCACGCAUUGCAAUGCAACUAAAAAAAUUUAAAGUUUCUUAUCGGCCAACGCAAAACUACUAUCGGCUUAUGUCAAUUUAAUUAAAAAGUUCAACUGAUUUCUAAAUUUCUAAGGACAACAGAAUUAGCCAACGAAUUCUGACUCCAACUUAACACAAACUUUACUUAUAAUUGAUAUUACUUCAACCACCACAAUCGCCAUUUUAUACAACUCCUUUAUCCCGUUAUCGACAUUCUGCAAAGAACAUAUAAAGACAAGUCUUUAUAAAGACAAGCCUUUAUAGGUCCUUUGCGUUUGGCAUUCACAGGUAGGGAAAAUUCUCAUUUUCUUAGAACGAAAGCAAGCACAAAAACAAAACACAUCAGUUUCAUCAAAACAAACAAAACGUAACGAAAUAUACAAAUAUUAAAACAAUAUGACUUCGCCACCGGAAAGCCCCAUCGAAGAGGUUGUCUUCGAAUUGGAACACACCCGAGUGCCUAAGCCAAUAAACGUAACGAUAGAAGAUUUGUAUCGCGAAACGAAGUUCUCAAAGCAGGAAAUACGAAUUAUGUAUCGUGGAUUUAAAACGGAAUGUCCCGAAGGCGUUGUACAUGAGGAAUGCUUCAAAGAAAUUUACGCCAAGUUCUUUCCACAUGGUAACUCCAGUUUAUACGCUCAUCAUGUGUUCAGGACAUUCGAUAUAAACAGUACUGGGUCUGUGAACUUUCGGGACUUUCUUAAUAUCCUCUCGACACUGUUGCGCGGUACAGUGUACGACAAAGUUAAGUGGACCUUCAAAUUGUACGAUGUGAAUGCUGAUGGUCGAAUAACACUCGGUGAAAUGAGUGAUUUAUUUCAUUCGAUACAUGAGCUAAUGGGACGACGGCCGCACCAACCUGAUGAGGACCGAAAAGCCAAAGAACAGUUGGAACGUACCUUCCGUUCAUUCGAUCCACACAAUGUCGGCUACAUUAAUUUCGAAAUGUGGAUGAAAGGUUUGCUCACCAACCGAACCAUAGUGAAUUCUUUUCAUGUCUUUCACUCGGAUCCCUGAUGGUCGGAGAGUGACUUCGAGAGUAUUUUGAAUAAUCAAGAAGUUAUAUCGCUUAUAGAUCUCUGAGAAAGUAAACCUAAUAAUGACAGGAAUGCACGAAAAACCAGCGUUAAUCCCCAGACGAGUAAGCCGUUGAACAAAAAUAAGAAAACGUAAAAUUACGAGAAAAUCUGCAACUUGUAAAAAUGAAAUUGAGUUGAGUGAAAAAGGGAAAAGCGUGGAUGCAAGGUAACAAGCCGUAUGAAGUGGUGCAUUUGUAUAAAGCAUUUAGCACUGGAUAUGCGUCUGAGAAUUUCAUCCUGCCGUGUACGCGAAUAGGUAAAUGGAAAAACUAUGUUGUAAUUUAGGUGGAAAUUACAAUAAAUUGGGUAUAGUAAAUAUUAUUGUACAAAAUAAAUAAAAAACGGAUACAAACACAAAUUGAAAAUAGACAUAGAAAAUUUCUAGGAAUUAAAUACGAAUUGAAUGCUCCAAUAAGUCAAAUACAUAUAGCAUACUAAUUAUACCAAGAAAAAUUAUAGUAAGUACAUAAAGGAAUGCAUGUAGAAUAUUUGAAGCAGCGGCAAAGAAAUGAGCUAGAGUUGACAUUUUUCGCUGGAAAGGCACAUAAUUUUUUACAAAAAUACGUACUUAUUUCUAUAAAUCUGAAUAUCCACCAGUUACGAGAAGAUAUGGGAACAUAUUUUUAUUAUAAUUUUUUUUUUUUUUUGUUGGCAGCAGGGGCUAAAUGAAGGAGUUUAUUAUUUCAUUGUUGUUUUUAUAUAAUUUAAUUUUUGUUUUUAAAACAUUUUAGUCUCUUUAGUUUUAUGCCAUUUUAUUUAAUUAAAUUUGUUGUAUACGCCUUUUAAUUACAAUAAAUGCACAUUUCUUGCAUUCAUUUUAAAACUAAGCUUAAAAAUAAAUUGAAUCACCGCCGAUGCCUAACAGCGCGCAAGAAAGAAUGUCCCGUUGUCCUUUUUCUCAGGCAAUUACAAGUCUACCUGGCGUGAGUGGAGAGUCGGGUGGUGAGUACCCAGUAUUAAGCCAAGUACGCUGAUCAAGUUCAUGUAAUAGCGGUAAGCCAAGUGCAUUGGUCAGGUACAUGUCUCAUGUCCUUAACAGAAGGCAUUUUUAGUAAACAUAACUUUAGACAGUUUAUACGAACGAGCAUAAGAUUUCAAAGCAGAUGAAUAUUUUGAAGCUUAAUAUUUUUUAUUAGUUCGGCCGAAAACCUAACAAAUUAUGUACGCGUCAUUAUGUGUAUUUUUUUAUUUCAAUUCAUUUUACUUUAAUUUUGGACUAUUUAACUUUCACCGUUGGCGAACAGCUUUGAAAGAACUUGUACAAAGUUAGAGUGGACAAAGUUAAAAAAUUUAAAUUCUGCCGUUUAUUUUAAAUUUGCGUCAAUGGUCUACUCAAGGCCAUUGAAAAAUCGGCCUUGAACAGCUGUCAAGUGUCAAACCUAGAACAGUUACUCUUGAAUUGAAUAAAGUUAAAUGCGACAAAGCACUAAGAAAUAAAUAUCGAACAAGAUUCAAUAAAUCGAAAAGUGUAGAACCAAAAUCCCGAGAAAGAAUUACUUUACUUAUUAGUAAUAACAGUAAUUACAUAGAGUAUGAAAGUUGCAAAAAUUAGGGUAUUAGUAAUAAUCGCUGCAAAACAAUAAAAUCGUAUAAUUUACCAAAGUGUGAUGGAAUGUUUUGAGAAAGUAUUAAAGAAAGGAAAGAAAGGAAUAAAUGAAGUAAAUUUAAAAUAUGUACAAACAAAACCAAAACAAAAAUUUCGUGAACGUAUGGAAAAAUUUGUUAAUUAAAAAUCUCAACAUUUUAAUUUAAAUUUGAAAAUUUUAAAGCAAUUUACUCUACACUAAUAUUGACUUUGCCAGCAGCGAAAUUUUGCAAAUCGUGCUUUAAGCUCUCUCAGUUCGCAUUAGAUUACGAAAUUUUAGUGUAUUAAAACUAAACUUACAAACAUCAUUUUACAAAACUUUUAUUUAAUACUCUACGGAAUUUGUAUUUUAUUGUGUGCCUAAUUGCAUGCAACAUGCUUACCUAACCAAAGAAAAGAUAACAACAUGAGCACUGACGGGGAAAUUAGAAAUUUAUUCAUCAACAAUCAGCUGUUUACGGUUACGGCGAAAAAACUAAAUUCAAUUGGUUUUGGUUAUGACUACGGAAUUAUGGCAUGUCACUUCUAAUCUAUUACAGUAACACUCAUACUAUAUGUUGGUUCAAUCAGCAAAUUUAUGGAGUUGUGGAUAUGGCACCACUACUUUGAGCUUUAACCCUGCAACCAGUCUACUCUAUUCGGUUGAGAUGACUGCCAAAGCACACUAGUAAUUUACCCAUUCCCUAGCCUUUUAGAGAAUUUUACACAUGCUUCUCUUCAACUUCUCACGAAAUUUAAUCACCAACUUUACGAAGAGUAGAAUGUUGCGAAUGCUCGCAGAAACUAAGCCUACCAGGUAUUCAAAUAACCACUUUUGUAAGUAGCAGUGCCGCUUUUUGAACAAAACAGGUCGGUGGCAAAGCUAAAAAUCUACAUACUCUACCUCCUCGUCGUUCUUGUAGCUGCUACAGAAAGUCGAGGAAAAACGCUACACGUCUGCACCCAAUAACCUUAUAUGAAAAUGACCCAGAUACAUUGUUUGCCGACUUUUAGUCUGAUCUUUCUGGCCACCCUAUGUGGAUUCCGUGACAUGAAAAUUUAAAAAAAGAAAGGUAUUUCUUUAUUAUAGUAAUUCGGUUGUUGUUGUCGUUGUAAAUGUUCAUUAAGCCCUGCGAGUGCAGUACAGUCACCGAUCGUCACCAUCUAACUCAUCUAACGGUAGGCCCAGGAAGCAUGCUGUUUCAACGGGUGGGAUCCAGAGGGAGAGGGGUGUUAGUUGAGUGGGUUUAAGAGGGGAUGUGAAUAGGUGUUUAGUAUCAUGGGGUAUUUUCACAUGCCGGACAUAUUUUGAGGAUGUCGGGGUGGAUUCUGGAUAAUUAGGAGUUUGACCUGCUACAAUAUCUAGAAAGUAAUUGAGCCAAAAUUACAAGGGCUGUAGUUAUAUUCCAAUAACGAGAUUUGAUAGUCGGUCGUUUAGGAAGGUGGUAAGAGGCUCUCGAUGAAUGUCAUUUAAUAUCUGUUUGUACACUGUCCGAUCCAGUAGUUGUAGUCGAGUUUGGUCCUGGGUCUCGUCGAAGAGAUGCAUUCUGAUUCACCUGGGAGGUGGCUCAGGCUGUACCUUAGUGCUUGCAGACGUGAUUCCUACGGUAACACCUCACAGAAAUUGCUGUCUGAGCAACUUACUGCACUCCUUAACCGGGAGUAUGGAAGCCUCGUUGUGAAUUUGUUGCAGGUGAGACAUCAGGAGGUUCUCUGGCUGUCCUGAUAUCAGUAUUGUGGCACGUCUAAAGCUUUGUCCACUGCGAAUCGCUAGUGCCAGGCUACCAGACCGGCGCAGCGUAGUUUAGAAUCGAGCGACCAGAGUAAUACGGUCGUUUUACUUGCUAGCUCAACUGAGGCGCUGUUUCCAUCGAUGCCCCUGUGACAAGGAAAAAAAAAUACUAUUAUCGUGCUACGUCAAGGACCCUUAUGCAUACAUAGCUACCUGCGAAAAGGUAUCGUUAGGUUUAAAUAUAGCUCGGCUGCCAGAGUAGCCAUAAUAAAUUACAGCAGUCGGCAUCCUUUAUUGCUGCCAAUCGCCAAAUGCCAAACAAUAGGCUGGGUUUAGUUUUGAACUAUCGGUAGAGAUGACUAUGUGCGUGAUGACCCAUGCUUCUUUGUUCAACCCAAAAAAACGUUUGGAUAAUUUAUUGUCAAUAGCGAUUAAAGGAAUAGGGCAGUCAUAGCGCUCGUAAGCUUACACGGACCUCGUCCAGAGUUAUUGAGUGUCGGAAUCUAAGCUCCGAGCUGAGUUGAAUUCGAUUCUGAAGUUUGUAGUUGCAAGCAAUUUGAAGUUUGUGGUCAUACAAACGGCAACACUGGUUAUUUAAGCACGUACUUGCAUACAUACGUUUUCUUACUGCAUGAAUAACUUGUAGAUGAAACUUCAUUUCGUUUAAAAUAUUUUCAGGAUUUCUCUGCUGGAAUCUAAAGUUUCCUAAUACAAGUAAAGUUUUCUAAUAUUUGUGGAAAUAUUAUGUUAAAUUUAAUAAUUCACUUUAUUAACUAGACGAGUACAACUUUGAGUUAUUAAAAGUAAGUUAAAGGAACGAUACACCGCGUGAAUUUUGGCAAUAUUUCUAGUAAUUAGUAUACUAUGUAAACACAUCUGCCAACUAUGAUAAUUCUACUUAUGUACGAAUAAAUGUCGUAACCACUGUUGUUAUAAUUUUUUGCUGUUAUUACGUAUUUCCGGUCAAUUAAUUCUUAACCGAAACAUAUGAAUGACAAUUUGAAAUGUAAUUCCAAAGGCAAUUUAUUUCUAAGAUUCCAUUUAAGUACAUUCAUACGUAAAAAACUCAAAACUCACAAAAAUAUAGUACACGUACUAACUAUUUUUAAGAACUGAAAAUGUAUUGAAAUUCAUUUGAACAUUUAAAAUAUCCAUUUGUAAACAGCAAAUAAUACCUAAAUGAUAAAGAAAUAGAGAAAAAGUAUAACGACAAAAUAAAUAUUAAUAGACAGAGAAGUCCAACUAAUGUAAAACAAGCAAAAAAUUAAAAAAUUAAAAUUACAAAAAUGAAUUUCGUGCACCGAUAGCCCAGCGCCAAUAGGAUAAAAAAUACAAAAUGAAUUUGAACGUAAAAUGCAGCUUAUAGCGUGUUCUUAUUGUAAAAAUAAUAUUAGUCGACACGUGAAAAUAAAAACAAAAAAUUAUGAAAAUUGUAUAAAACACUUUACAAAAAUAGAAAAGAAAUAAUAUAUGUAUGUAUUUAUGUACUUUUUGGAAUUGUUUUGUUUUUUCGUUUUAUUUCAAUCUAAUUUUUCACUUAUAUGGAGCCAAAUUCCACCGAAGCUGUAAGCAAUACCUGAAGUAAAAUAUAACAAAAAAAUUAAUAAACUACAAACAUACGCAACAUUGAUUAUUUUGUAAAAUGUUACACGCAAAUAAAAAACAAAUACAUACUUAUAAUAAAGGAAACAUAUAAAAAAUGAUUUACGCAAUAGAUUUGAUCCAGGCGCAUCCAGACAAGGUGACAGCUGCAGUACAAAAAAUACAAUACAAAAUUUACAUGCAUUUUGUGUUUGCAAUUUGGCGGUUUGAAUGUGAAAAUCAGAAUGUUAGAAAAAUAAGAAGAAAAACAAUAAAGAACAAACGUUGAAACCACCAAAAAGCAAAACAAAAAAACAUUCAGUCGCUCUAGUAACUUCACCUUAUAUGAAUACGCCUUGGCUUUGAUCUCAACACCAGCAUCUAAAAUUAUUGAGCACUCAAGUCACCUACUGGAACAAAGAGCACCAAAGAGGAAACGCAUGAUAUUAUACAUUACAAUAGCAUUGUAUACAUACAUA
Molecule: messenger RNA, 7096 nt
Organism: Anastrepha ludens (Mexican fruit fly)
Lineage: Eukaryota; Metazoa; Arthropoda; Insecta; Diptera; Tephritidae
Product: Kv channel-interacting protein 1
Exons: 6
Coding region: 1058-1678 (206 amino acids)
Molecular function (GO): calcium ion binding
Source: RefSeq, a predicted model, not a curated record